GCGGCCGGAGGGACCAUGGGCGGCGCGGCGCGGGCGGGCCCGGCCCGGCUCGCCGCGCUCGCGCUACUGACAUGCAGCGUGUGGCCGGCUCGGGCCGACAACGCAAGCCAGGAGUACUACACGGCGCUCAUCAACGUGACGGUGCAGGAGCCCGGCCGCGGCGCCCCCCUCACGUUCCGCAUAGACCGCGGGCGCUACGGGCUGGACUCACCUAAGGCCGAGGUGCGCGGCCAGGUGCUGGCGCCGCUGCCCAUCCACGGAGUUGCUGAUCAUCUGGGCUGUGAUCCUCAAACACGGUUCUUUGUUCCUCCUAAUAUCAAACAGUGGAUUGCCUUGCUGCAGAGGGGAAAUUGUACAUUUAAAGAGAAAAUAUCACGGGCUGCUUUCCACAAUGCAGUUGCUGUAGUCAUCUACAAUAAUAAAUCCAAAGAGGAACCAGUCACCAUGACUCAUCCAGGCACUGGAGAUAUUAUUGCUGUCAUGAUUACAGAAUUGAGGGGUAAGGAUAUUUUGAGUUAUCUGGAGAAAAACAUCUCUGUACAAAUGACAAUAGCUGUUGGAGCUCGUAUGCCGCCAAAGAACUUCAGCCGUGGCUCUCUAGUCUUCGUGUCAAUAUCCUUUAUUGUUUUGAUGAUUAUUUCUUCAGCAUGGCUCAUCUUCUACUUCAUUCAGAAGAUCAGGUACACAAAUGCACGUGACAGGAAUCAGCGUCGUCUUGGAGAUGCAGCUAAGAAAGCCAUCAGCAAGUUGACAACCAGGACAGUAAAAAAGGGUGAUAAGGAAACAGACCCUGACUUUGAUCAUUGUGCAGUCUGCAUAGAGAGCUAUAAGCAGAAUGAUGUUGUCCGAAUUCUGCCCUGCAAGCAUGUUUUCCACAAAUCCUGCGUGGACCCCUGGCUUAGUGAACAUUGUACCUGUCCUAUGUGCAAACUUAAUAUUUUGAAGGCCUUGGGAAUUGUGCCAAAUUUGCCGUGUACUGAUAACGUAGCAUUUGAUAUGGAAAGGCUCACCAGAACCCAAGCAGUUAACCGAAGAUCAGCCCUCAGUGACCUUGCCAGCGACAGCUCUCUUGGCCUUGAGCCACUUCGAACUUCGGGGAUAUCGCCUCUUCCUCAGGAUGGAGAACUUACUCCUAGAACAGGAGAAAUCAACAUUGCAGUAACAAAAGAAUGGUUUAUUAUUGCCAGUUUUGGCCUCCUCAGUGCUCUCACACUCUGCUACAUGAUCAUCAGAGCCACAGCUAGCUUGAAUGCUAAUGAGGUAGAAUGGUUUUGAAGAUGAAAAAAAACUGCUUUCUGACUGACUGCCUUGAAAGAAAAAAGAACCUAUUUUUGUGCAUCAUUUACCAAUCAUGCCAUACAAGCAUUUAUUUUUAGUACAUUUUAUUUUUUCAUAAAAUUGCUAAUGCCAAAGCUUUGUAUUAAAAGAAAUAAAUAAUAAAAA
Molecule: messenger RNA, 1443 nt
Organism: Loxodonta africana (African savanna elephant)
Lineage: Eukaryota; Metazoa; Chordata; Mammalia; Proboscidea; Elephantidae
Gene: RNF130
Product: ring finger protein 130
Exons: 9
Coding region: 16-1275 (419 amino acids)
Source: RefSeq, a predicted model, not a curated record